AUGUUCGCUAAUAAACUGAGUACAUCUACAUUUGGUGGAGGGCUCUUUGGUCAAUCGCAACCGCAACAACAGCAACAGCAGCCUCAACAACAGCAACAGCAGCCGCAACAACAGCAAACGCAACCUCAAAUCUCCAUUGGAUCAACAACCCAAACUACAAUCAAUCCACCAGCUUCAUUAAACACGACCAAGGUUGACAUUACUGCAUCAUUAGACAAUUCCAGUAGUGACAAAAUCUUGAAGGAUCUUUUAGAAUCUGCUAGUAACUUACCCAAAUCUCAAAUCAAUUACAACAACCUUGGAUCGAUACGUUUAACUUUGGAUGAAUUGGAACGUAAAUCACAACAGCUAAGAAAAGAAGCGGAAGUUGGUGGCAACAAUACUAAAGCACAUUAUCUUUUAGCAGGUGGAGGUGUUGCCACUGGUGAUAUUGAAGAGGAAUUGAACAAGAUUCAAUUACCUAAAUCUACUUCAUUCUACCAGCCAGCAAGUGCUGAAACUGUUGAAAAUCACCUCAAAAAGAGAAAAGAAGAAAGUAUUCUCAACACGAUUGAACAAUCAUUUGUUGCAGCUUCAAAUGAUUUCGACAACUACAUCAAUGCAAAUAUAUCAAUCGACUGGAAGGCAAGAAGAGAAGAAUUGAGAAAGACAAUGGGUAUAAAAGACAGCGCCAAGUUUAAAGAAGAAGCAGCAAAACUAUCAGUUGUAUGGAAAACCAAUUCAGCUGCUGCUAAUAUAUUCACUCCUUUAAAAGCCACCAAUGCCACCUCUUUGAGACAAAUAUCGCGUGAAAAGUUUGAAAAUUAUGCCAAUGUUGUUUAUGCCUUGAAUGAAUCGCGUUUAGUUGAUGAACCGUUCUCAUUGUGUUUGAAUUUCUACGAAUUGAAUAAAUUACAGGAUGAUUCAAAAUCAAAACAAGUUGCUGAAGCUUGGAAAAUUUUGCAAAAUCUUACCCUGGAGAAAUUUGCAAAAACAAGCCAAGAAAAGAAAUUUUCAAAUUACUCUGUGCCUGAUUUGCAAAAUGAAAUACUGUUGAAAAGUAAACAAUUCUUAGAAGGUCAAUUUUUGAAUUAUAUUGAACACAUUUAUGUGAAACAUGAAAAGCCACAAAAUUUCCUUCCAGGAACUAACAUCAACAAAGUAUCUUUUUUUAUCCAUCAAGUUAUUCUCAAAAAUGAACCUGACUUGGCAAACAAGACAUUGCUCGUAAAUGGAACGCCAAUUUGGGCAUUAAUAUACUACUUGAUUCGUGCUGGUCUUUACGCUGAUGCAAAUGAUAUUAUUACUCGAAAUGGAGAACUUUUCAAUAAGUUUGAUAGAAACUUCCCAGUGUACAUGAAGUCAUUUGUGAAUGAGGGUAGAUUACCAUCAAAUUUGAGUGAAAGAAUUCAUCAAGAAUUCAGUCAACAAUUUCAAUAUGUUUUGAAUGAUAUUGAUACUAGUGUCAAUUUUGAUCCAUACAAGUACUCAGUCUACAAAAUCAUUGGUAAAUGUGACUUGAGCAAUCCAUCUCUCCCGCAAGCAGUUAAUCUAAGUGUUGAAGAUUGGUUAUGGUUCCACUUGUCUAUUAUAAAUGAAAGUGAGUCGUCAAUAUUUGAAAACUAUUCAUUGGCUAAUCUUCAAAGUAAGGUACUUCUGUUGGGUGCAAAGUACUUUACAUCAUCCAACAACCCUUUGUAUUUAAAGACGUUAAUUCUAACUGGUUUGUACGAAUUAGCUGUACAAUAUUGUUAUGAUUUCAUCAAUGAGGCAGAUGCUGUGCAUUUGGCCAUUGGUUUAGCUUAUUAUGGAGUUCUCCACGUUUACAACUCAAACAAAAAUGAAGUCAUUACUGUAACCAACAAUAAAUAUGAGAUCAACUUUGGUAGAAUCGUUGGCUCUUAUACGACCACGUUCAAAAUAAGUGAUCCCAAAGUUGCUUGCGAGUAUCUAGUGAUGAUUGCCUUGGUUGAUGAGCUACUUUCACAUGAUGCAUUAAAAGAGCUAUUGCUUGUAACAAGGGAAUUUGGAGCACUCAUUGGAGAAUUAUACCCUGAAACUGGUUUCAUAGAGCCUGGUGUUUUGGAAACUCAACGCAAAUUGAUUGGGUUAGAAGAUUUAACUGCAUUUCAACAUGAGAUCGUUAAAGCUACUGCUAUCAAAUGUGAAGACGAAGGAAGAGUGUUUGAUGCGCUUUUGCUCUAUCAACUCGCUCGUGACUAUGAAGCAACUGUGGUGCUUGUGAAUAAUAAAUUGGCUGAUAUCAUUGCAACUAGUGAGUUGGACAAGUCCAUUUUGAGUGGUGAUACCAUUGAUAACAAUUUGGUUUUACUAUCAGAACAUAUUUGGUGUAACAUUUCCAAAAAUAGCUACAUAAGCAAGGUUUCCCCUCAAGUCAAGCAAACUUGUGAUUUGCUAAUUUCAAUAACCAAAAUACGUGAUUUGUUUGUAAAGAGACAAUGGCGUGAGGUCAUAUCCAAAGUCAACAGACUUGAUUUGAUUCCAGCAGAUGCGCAGGAUGAUUUACUCAAAGUACGAAGCUAUAGUGACUUGAUAACUAACAACAAGUUGGAUGAAAACUUGAUCAAAGUGUUACCAUCUUUACUUGUGUUGGUGAUGACUAGUAUUUCCAAUUUGAAUUAUGGCAUACUUGCAAGAAAGUUUCAACCAUUGAGUAAUGAACGUGAAGAAUUGAACCAUUGGAAAAAGAUUGCCAGAAACUGUGUGGUUUAUGCCGGUAUGGUGCAAUACAAGAUGCCUAGAGAGGUGUAUAGUUUACUAAUUUCCUUAGAGUCGCUGUUAUAG
Messenger RNA from Lodderomyces orthopsilosis Co 90-125, 2784 nucleotides. Its product is annotated as linker nucleoporin. The record is from RefSeq and is a predicted model, not a curated record. The coding region runs from base 1 to 2784 and encodes 927 amino acids. Gene Ontology annotation, cellular component: nuclear pore. Gene Ontology annotation, molecular function: structural constituent of nuclear pore. The transcript has a single exon. Gene Ontology annotation, biological process: poly(A)+ mRNA export from nucleus; protein import into nucleus. Lineage: Eukaryota; Fungi; Ascomycota; Pichiomycetes; Serinales; Debaryomycetaceae.